Molecule: messenger RNA, 3568 nt
Organism: Chenopodium quinoa (quinoa)
Lineage: Eukaryota; Viridiplantae; Streptophyta; Magnoliopsida; Caryophyllales; Amaranthaceae
Product: probable E3 ubiquitin-protein ligase RZFP34
Exons: 10
Coding region: 2327-3181 (284 amino acids)
Biological process (GO): ubiquitin-dependent protein catabolic process; protein ubiquitination
Cellular component (GO): nucleus
Molecular function (GO): zinc ion binding; ubiquitin protein ligase activity
Source: RefSeq, a predicted model, not a curated record
UCUCUCUCAUCAUUUCUUCUCAACUCAUGUUUUCUCUCUCUUAAUUAAGAAGAAACUUCGAUUUCGCAAUUAAAAGGGAGCAAAAUUCAUUAAUUUCGGCUUUAUCAGUCUUCAGAUUCAACGAUCGUCAUCGGAAAAAACCCUAAUCAACCUACGAAAGUUCGUCGUUAUAAUCAUAAUUUUAGCUGGUUCUUUUAAUCUUUGCUUAAUUUGAAUAUUUAAUCGUUGCUUUAAUUUCCCAUCUGAUUGAAUCGAAUUGGGGUUUGAUUUGUGCUUGAAUUAGCUGAGAAAAGGUAGGUUUAGUGGUUUUUGAUCAAAGAUUGAUUUUUUUAUUAGGAUUUAGUUCUAUAUGAUAAAUUAUUGAAAUUUUUAGGUUUUGGAUUAUACAGAAGAUUACAAGUUGUGGGAAACAGUUUGUGCUAGGAAAUAGCGUGAUUUAGGGUUUGUUAAUGACAAUAUAUGGAAUUAAUUUGGUUAUUAUGAUUGCUUUCUGGAAAUUAGGGUUGCUUAAUUAAGACAUAAAGAUGAAUAUUUUAGCUUAGGUUUGUGAAUUAUAACUUUAUAUUGUGUUGAUUGUCUUUUUAUUGAUGGGUUAAAUUUAUUUAAUUUGUUGGUGUUUGCUUUUGCUGUGAUUUUCUUUUUGUUGAUCUGCUUAUCUGCAAUUAUUUAUUAUGUAAGCAUUUGAAAUGGCUGCAGCUCCAUUAGUAAUUGAAGCUUUUGUUUAAUACUGUAUAAACUUCCUAUUGUGCAUGCUAUUGUGAUGUGUAUUAUACAAUUGGCAUGCCCAAUUUAUUGUUCGUCGUAUGUGAGACAUGGAUGGCCUUUCUUCCAUGUUUGUAGAUGUGAUGAACUCUCCUCUGAUGUAUAUUGGUGGAGGGUUUUGGGAGGAGGGGGUGAAAAUCGUUGAGGGAUGGUUCAAAUGCCAAAUGGGGUUUCUAAUCGUAGUUACAGCGGGUUUUGAUUGCGUAUGUUGGAUAGAUUCUUCGAUUUCGUAUUGUAAAAUGAGUGAGUUCAUGAGAGACAAAUUACACUGUCUGUGAGAUAUAACCAUAGUGUCUCUGCUCAGUUUCAUAAGAACUAUGAAGCUGCAAUUCUAUCAUUGGCUGUUGGACUUACAGGCUGUGUAACCACGAUGCGUAACUCUGAUUUUAGAUUGGAAAGGAUUGCUAACUUCAGGUGAUACUGUAGGAUUUCGCCUGAUUAUGUGAAUAUAAGGCAUUUAACUUUGUACAGUAAGAUUUCAGGGCUCUUGAGAAAUAACCCAUAAGGCCAUUUCCCUAUAACUCUUCAAGUCACCUUCUGCAGUCAUCAGUCUCUCGUAUACUUUGAAGCACCGUCUGUUGUUUGUCUUUACUUUGUAGGUUAUUAAUCUGAGUCUUUUGUUAGUCUGGCUUUUGACCCUGCCGUACCAUUUCUGGAUAUAAUUUUCACCCGUCAAUGGCCGAGGAUUCUUUGGUACUUUAUCUAAAAGUCUUGAACCAUUAGAAAGACUUAGAAUACGCUGUGUUUUGAUGCCUUUGAAGGACUCUUAAAUCCCUAGGCAACUGAAUACCAAUUGUCAGAAUGGUCUCACAGAAGGUACUUCGGAGCAUGGGGCGACAAGCUGAAUUAUAUCACAUUAGGGUGCAGGCUACUCAAGUAGUUUCUGUUAGGUUUUAAAUUUCUGCCCUAGGGAUGAAAAUAGAGGAGGCCCCGAUAUUGCAUGAUAUGUAAUAGAUUAUUGUUCCAAUUUCCAAAAAGUGGAGUUCAUGAAGAUCAAGUAUUAGUAAUCAGGGUAAUUUAAGGAACUUAAAGGUGUUUUCAUCGGAAGUCAUGAAUCAAGGUAGGCAUGUUGAUGGACCAUCAACACACAACUCUCACACAUUCUCCCUGUAUGGUUGUUUCGUUUUAGACGAGAAUUGAUUUGUGUGAUCUACUGCUCUUACCAUAGGUUGAGGCUUGUAUUGUUCAUCUCCAAUUUAGUUGGACUCGUUUUGGACCUUCAAGGCAUCAAGAGAUCUUGCAUCACUGUUGAUUUCUACAAAACCAAGAAGCUGUGGAGUUCCUGAUUGCUGUAUAUUCUAGUUUGUAGUGGGAUAUAUUUAGAUCUUCUUUUUUGAUCUGCUCUCUUCUGGCAGUUGUGACGAUUGGAGCUGUGCAGCCUUGCUUCAAUUAUCUUCUUGCUGAUGUCAUUGCUCUGCAGCAGUGUAGAAGAAAUCAAGGAUAUUUACCUGGGUGCCUUGGAUGCUUAGUGUGCCUUUUUGGGUUGUAGGAUUAGUCCUAAAUGAUACUCUCAAUGCAGGUAUUUUAGCUUGCUUUAAGCAGCUUAGUGACUCUAAGAUUCAUCAUGGGAGCAAUCAUGAAGGAGUACGAGUCUAUGAAGUCGCACUCAGACAGAAAAGUCUCUGCGGAUGCCUCCUAUUGUGCAGACACUGUGCUAGAUAGGGGCUACAUGGAGUAUGGAUGUCAGCAUUAUCGGCGAAGAUGUCGAAUUAGAGCACCUUGUUGUAAUGAGGUGUUUGACUGCCGCCAUUGUCAUAAUGAAGCGAUGAACAGCAUCAAGCUUGAAAAGACAAAGAGGCAUGACAUUCCUCGACGUCAAGUUCAGCAGGUGAUCUGCUCUCUUUGUGGUACUGAACAAGAGGUUCAACAAGUGUGUAUCAAUUGUGGUGUUUGCAUGGGAAAAUAUUUUUGCGAGACAUGCAAGCUAUAUGAUGAUGAUGUAUGUAAGAAGCAGUACCACUGUGAAGGGUGUGGAAUCUGCAGAAUUGGAGGACGAGAAAAUUUCUUUCACUGUUACAAAUGCGGUUGCUGCUACUCCAAGGUCUUGAAAAAUAGCCAUCCUUGUGUAGAGGGGGCAAUGCAUCAUGACUGUCCCGUGUGCUUUGAGUAUUUGUUUGAGUCCAGAUAUGAUAUCACUGUAUUGCCAUGUGGACACACAAUCCACAAAAACUGCUUGGAUGAAAUGAAGGAGCACUAUCAGUAUGCUUGCCCCCUAUGCUCAAAAUCGGUUUGUGACAUGUCUAAGGUGUGGGAGAAAUUUGACAUGGAAAUUGCCGCAACUCCAAUGCCAGAACCUUACCAGAAUAAGAUGGUCUCUAUUCUUUGCAAUGACUGUGGGUCAAAAUCUUGCGUUCAGUACCAUAUCGUGGCUCAAAAGUGCCCGAACUGUAAAUCUUACAACUCUCGUCAAUUAGGUUAAAAUGUGGCUUUUGUUGAGUACCAUAUGAUUUCUUCCGAUGGAUUUAUCAGCGCCUUAACCCCUUGUUUGACUCCGGACUCAACUGGGUGCAUGAUUGAUGUUUGGAAUGGGAACUUCGCGAACUAUUUGACCAAAGCUCGGUUGAGGCCUUCGAGUAGCUGCAAUUUUGUCACCUUCCGCCUAGUACAAACUGUAUUAUUUAAGUUUAUGUCUGGUCUUUUGUAUGAUUCAAUGUGUUGUAUCUUGUAUACAGCAGAGCUCCAGAUACUGUUGAGCUCAAUUUGCUUUGAUUUCAGGUUUACUAUCUCCUUGGAUUGAACUUAAAUCUUUAAAAUCAUAAUAUAGAGAAAUUGUCUCAGUUAAAAUUUCGCCUGAGAAAUACUUUCA